AAGGCAAAAGCUUUCCGUGUCGACACCAUUUACAAACCCACAGAAGGGAACCAGAGAGACAAAGCCCGGUAAACCUGACACCGAAGCAGAUACUCGAGGUAGAGAGAAGAGGAAUAGGGUUUCUUACGAGCAAUCGAUAUAUAUAUAUAUAUAUAGAGAGAGAGAGAGAGAGAGAGAGAGAGAGUUGUCGGACGGGAGGCCGCCGUCUGUCUUUUCUGGUUCCGUUUGAUUUCUGUGUUUUUGUAUUUAAAUAUUUGGGAAGAGACAGUAACAAGGGGGAAUUUUGAGUGGAGGAAGGUAGGGCAAAGCGCUGGCUUUGCGGGGUUAGAUCUGUUUCGGAAGGAUGAGUUCGGACAGGGGAAGCGGCGCCGGCAAUGGUGCCGGGGUGCAACCGAUUCCCGCGGGGUCGCGGAAGGUAGUUCAGAGCUUGAAGGAGAUAGUUAGCUGCUCCGAGGCGGAGAUCUAUGCUGCUCUCAAGGACUGUAAUAUGGACCCUAACGAGGCUGUUGAUCGUCUACUCUCUCAAGAUCCUUUCCAUGAGGUCAAGAGAAAACGGGAAAAGAAAAAAGAGAGUAAAGAUAACCCUGGGUCAAAGUCAAAAGGUGCAAAUAGUACUUCAAAUCGAGGUGGCAAAGGUGGUUCAGACCGUUAUAUUGGCCGUUCCUCAGCAUCAUAUAAUGUUUCUGAACCUUCGCACCAUGGGAAAUCUACACAUAAGAGAGAGAAUGGAUCAACUCGUCAUACAAAUUAUAUAUCUACACCUUAUAUGUCAGAAAAUAUUGGAAGCUGGGGAUCUUCAGGACUCAGUGAUUCUGCUGAAACUAAAGAAUCCUUUGCGUAUACUGCUGAUGGUAUGACAUCUGCUGCACAGCCUAGUGGAUUUCAGACUGCUUGGAUGGGUGUUCCUGGUCAGGUCUCCAUGGCUGAUGUCGUACGGAUGGGCAGGCCAAACAAUAAACCGUCAGUCAUGCCAAAUUCAUCUCAUCACAUCAUCCAAAAUCCCUCCACAACUGAAUCAUUUCAGGUUGAAAGAUACACUGAAGAUCAUUCUCCUGGAGCUCUUCAAUCUGAAGCACUUUUGGUGCAGAAUGCCUAUGAUGAAUGGCCUUCUGUAGAGGAGCCAGAAAUUCCAAAUGUGGUAUCUGUACCAGAGUAUAGUACAGAGACCAAGCUGCAUCCAGGUACUGAAGGUGUAACAUCUGACAGUGUUAAUCUGCAUCCUCAUGUAGGAGUUCAAGAAAUAGAUGAUGAUAAAAUUGGAAAUUCUGGAGGAAAUAAUGCAACAUCAAGUUCUAUACCUAAAAGGAAGAAUGAAGAGGAUGACUCAAGAGGUGCAUCUCUGUCUGGAAAUGAUUUGCAUGAAAAGAGUGGCUCCUAUCAGUCUGAGGCUAGUGAUUUUGAGCAGGAAGAAGAUGAUGAAAUUGAUGCUUCAGUAACAUCAGUCACCAGAAACUUGCAGCAACUAAGUGUAGAGAAGGAUGAGAAUGGAUUUCCAUCCGAGGAGAAUACGCGCACUGUGGUCAUUCCAGAACAUUUGCAGGUGCAAACAGUGGAUUGCUCGCACCUGAACUUUGGUAGUUUCAGACCAAACGUGAAUCCUGCAUAUUCUUCUGGGCCUACAGCAUCUGUCCCUGUGGAAACUAAUUUGGAUUUGGUGCAUGAUGAAGCUGAUAUUUCAUCAGUUGGGCAUUCAGAUACAAGACAUUCUGAGUAUUAUGUUGAUGGCUCUAUUAGUAAUGAUCCUGAUAGUGGGUUAUUCCAUAGAGCUGGUGCUAAUGUUGGAAGCUAUGAUACGCCAUCUGCUCCACAGCCAGAGGAGUUGAAACCUGAAAGUGCUGAAGUGGUUCCUGGGAACCAAUAUUCCUUUCCUUCUAGUUCUGGUUAUGCCUUUGAUGAUCAACCAAACCUAACAGCCCCUUUCAAUAGGACCGGUUCCCAGAUGCCAGAUCUUGCACCAUUUUUAAAUGUUAUGCACCACCACACAAAUUCGCUGCCAAGCACUUUGUUGGCUGAGAAUGCUCAACCCAAUAGAGAAUCUGAACUUCAGUAUUCUGCUUUUCCUGUAACACAAUCCUUGUCCUCUAAAUAUGGAAAUGCUGCCUCUUCCAUUGGUGCUUCAGCAAUUUCUAUGUCAGAGGCUCUCCGGAAUGCUGGCCUCUCAUCAACACAGCCCACUCCACAGACCCUUCUUGGAGCUAACGUUGCAACUGGACCUCCCAUGCCUCAACAGCUAGCUCUACAUUACUCUCAGCCAACACUUCCUUUGGGACCGUAUGCCAGCAUGAUGGGCUACCCCUUUUUGCCUCAGAGCUAUGGUUACUUGCCUUCUGCUUUUCCACAAUCCCUUCCUGGCGGCAGCACUUACCAUCAAUCCCUGGCAUCAGUACUUCCUCAGUACAAAAGUAGUGUUUCUGUCACUAGUUUACCUCAGUCAGCGGCUGUCCCUUCUGGAUACGGUGCUGCACUGGGAGGUAAUGCAACAGUUCCUGGAAGUUACUCAGCAAUGCCUUCUGGAACAAAUCUAAGUUACGAUGAUGUCUUGAAUUCUCAGUUGAAGGAUAAUGCCCACUUGCUCAUGCAACAGAAUGAGAACCUUGCUGCAUGGCUUCAUGGCCCCAAUCCAAGAACAAUGCCGGCACAAUACAAUUACCCGGGACAUAAUCAGCAACUGGUUGGACUUAGGCAAGGCCAACCACAGCAACAGCAGCAGCUGCCACAGAGCUAUGGAACCCCAGGAUAUCCGAAUUUCUACCACUCUCAGUCCGGUAACUUGAUCGAUCAGCAACAAAACCCUAGAGACGGAUCGCACAACAAUCCUCAAGGACAGCCGAAGCAAUCCCAAAUGUGGCCCAACAACUACUAAUCCACACCCCAGCCUUUUCAGCAGCCUGUAAUGAUGAAUCCCACCAUUAUCUGAUGCAAGUUCACGAUCUCCAUAGUGCCUCCCCCUUGUGUUGAUUACACUAUAAAACUGUUUUCUUUAGGAAAGCGGGGUGCUGAUCUUGUGCUUGUCUUUGCUGUGCUUCCCUGUUCUGCUUGCAUUUCCUGAUUUAGAUCUACUCACUUUAGCCUAGAAAAAGCUUGCUUCUGUUAGAUACAAGCAGUUGCUUGAUGAUGAUCUAAUCUUUGUUUCUUGACCUGGACUUUGAACUCAAUCUGUGGAUUUGCUGCUGUAUCAGUAGUUUGUGUACUGUACUAUAUAAGAACUGAUUUUUAUAUAUUUUUUUAUAUAUGGAGUUGCCCACUUUGCAGCAUCA
Molecule: messenger RNA, 3257 nt
Organism: Andrographis paniculata
Lineage: Eukaryota; Viridiplantae; Streptophyta; Magnoliopsida; Lamiales; Acanthaceae
Exons: 10
Coding region: 344-2863 (839 amino acids)
Molecular function (GO): protein binding
Source: RefSeq, a predicted model, not a curated record